AUGUCAAGUUCAACUACUACUACUACUGAAGCUCCAGUAGCUGCUCAAGUUUCACUGAGAAGAAAACCUCAAAAUAAAAAAAGAGGUGCAACCGAUUUCAUUGCUGGUGGUGUUGCCGGUUUAUUCGAAGCAUUAUGUUGUCAUCCAUUAGAUACCAUUAAAGUUCGUAUGCAACUUUACAGAAGAUCAGGACAAAAACCACCUGGUUUCAUUAAAACAGGUAUAGAUAUUGGUUCUAAAGAAGGUGUUUUAGCUCUUUAUAAAGGUUUAGGAGCAGUUGUUAUUGGUAUUGUCCCAAAAAUGGCUAUUCGUUUUAGUUCUUAUGAAUUUUAUCGUUCAUUAUUUUAUGAUGCUCAAGGUAAUAUUACUACUGGGAAAACUUUUAUUGCUGGUGUAGGUGCAGGUAUCACUGAAGCAGUUAUGGUUGUUAAUCCUAUGGAAGUUGUUAAAAUUAGAUUACAAGCUCAACAUCAUUCCAUGAAGGAUCCUUUAGAUAUUCCAAAAUAUAGAAAUGCUCCACAUGCUGCAUAUAUCAUUUGUAAAGAAGAAGGUUUUAAGACUUUAUAUAGAGGUGUUUCUUUAACUGCUGCAAGACAAGCUAGUAAUCAAGGGGUUAAUUUCACCGUAUAUUCCAAAAUAAAAGAAUAUUUACAAGAUAGACAAGAUACUGAAGUUUUACCAUCUUGGCAAACUUCUGGUAUUGGGUUGAUUUCUGGUGCUUUAGGUCCUUUAUCAAAUGCUCCUUUGGAUACUAUUAAAACUAGAUUACAAAAGACCGCUUUCGCAUCUAAUGAAUCUGGUUUAGUUCGUAUUGUUAAAAUUGGUAAACAAUUGAUUAAAGAAGAAGGUAUUCAUGCCUUGUAUAAAGGUAUUACUCCAAGAAUUUUAAGAGUUGCUCCUGGUCAAGCUGUUACUUUUACUGUUUAUGAAUAUGUUAAGGAUUUAUUAACUAGUGAUGUUAAAGUUGUAUUAAGUGCUACAGAAGCUAAUAACACUAAGAAAUUAGAAUAA
Messenger RNA from Hemisphaericaspora subhashii, 1011 nucleotides. RefSeq names its product Sfc1p (gene SFC1). The coding region runs from base 1 to 1011 and encodes 336 amino acids. The transcript has a single exon. Gene Ontology annotation, biological process: transmembrane transport; succinate transport; fumarate transport. The record is from RefSeq and is a predicted model, not a curated record. Lineage: Eukaryota; Fungi; Ascomycota; Pichiomycetes; Serinales; Debaryomycetaceae.